Messenger RNA from Pelobates fuscus (common spadefoot toad), 2569 nucleotides. RefSeq names its product 5-hydroxytryptamine receptor 3A-like. The record is from RefSeq and is a predicted model, not a curated record. The transcript is spliced from 9 exons. Gene Ontology annotation, biological process: chemical synaptic transmission; monoatomic ion transmembrane transport; regulation of membrane potential. Gene Ontology annotation, cellular component: plasma membrane; synapse; postsynaptic membrane. NCBI's taxonomy places the organism in Eukaryota, Metazoa, Chordata, Amphibia, Anura, Pelobatidae. Gene Ontology annotation, molecular function: acetylcholine-gated monoatomic cation-selective channel activity; serotonin-gated monoatomic cation channel activity. Bases 90 to 1544 code for a protein of 484 amino acids.
GUUAGCAAUCAGAAUCUUAAAGAGGAGUUUGCAAAAUCGUCACAUUUGCCAUUUUUUGUAGAUAUUAAACUUCCAGACCAACUGCUACGAUGGCACAAUCAAAUGCAUGGAUCUAUAAAGUGGUAUGGAUUCUACUGAUCUUCAAUAGCUGUACAGUCAUUGAGGUUCAGAGUUUGAGUCACCCCUUACCAGCUCACGUGAAUCUCUCAAUAUCCCUGAUGGAGAAUUACAACAAAGGGCUGAGACCGGUGAAGAAUUUAAAUAAAUGCACCACUGUGUACAUUGAUAUUGUUCUAUAUGCCAUCCUGAGUGUGGAUGAGAAAAAUCAAAUGUUGACAACUUACAUCUGGUACAAUCAGUCAUGGGUAGAUGAAUUUCUCACCUGGGAUCCCAAAGAUUAUGAAAAUGUGACUCAGAUGACUUUUCCAACAAAUUCUGUCUGGAUCCCUGAUAUAUUUAUUCUAGAAUUUGUGGAUAUCGAAAAGUCCCCAGAUGUCCCUUUUGUCUCCAUCAACAAUGAAGGCCGAAUCCAGAAUAACAAACCCAUUCAAAUAGUGACUUCCUGCAACCUUAAUAUCUACUAUUUCCCGUUCGAUUUGCAAAACUGUACGCUCACCUUCACCAGCUGGAUUCAUCCAAUUGAAGAUAUUAAUAUAUCCGUCUGGAAAACACUAGAUGAAAUAAAAGAAGACAAAAAUCUUUUCAAAAACGAGGGAGAGUGGGAACUUCUCAAUUUGAUGCCUCGAUACAAUAUGUUCAAUGAUGAAGGAGAAAUCUUUGGAGAGGCAAAGUUUGAUAUAAUUUUUAAAAGAAGAUCUGUCUUCUAUGUUGUGAAUCUGAUUUUGCCGAGUACAUUCCUCAUGGUAAUGGAUAUUGUUGGCUAUUACUUACCUCCGGAGUGUGGAGAAAGAAUCUCUUUCAAGAUUACCCUACUUUUGGGUUAUUCUGUAUUUCUCAUAAUUGUGUCAGAUACACUACCUCCAACUUCCAUCGGAACUCCUUUAAUAGCUCUCUAUUUUAUAAUAUGCAUGGUUCUGCUUGUGAUCAGUUUAUCAGAGAGUAUCCUCGUAGUCCGAAUAGUUCAAAAAAAGAACUUCAAGACUCCAGUUCCUAAUUGGAUGAAGAAACUGGUCUUAGAGAAGAUUACGUUUUUGCUGUGUACCAAAGAUUUAAACAAAUUAAAUGAAUCACGCACCCUCAGCUCUGAAGUUUCUUGGCAAAAUGAAAAUAGUUAUGCUGAGGAAUUGUCUAAAUACAACCAUGUCAAAAUAGAGGAUGACAGGGGACCUGACGAAGAUAUUCUAGCAAUUGGAGGAAAGCCUUCAAUUAUGACUCAAAUCCUGAAAGAGAUAGCUUCCAUCAGAAGCUACCUAGAGAUGAGCGAUGACAAUGAUAUCACCAGACAGUGGUUGCAGAUUGUGUAUGUCUUGGACAGACUCCUAUUCCGUUUGUAUCUUUUGCUUGUGUUGACAUAUAUUGUAUCCUUGUCGGUCCUUUGGUCAAAUUGGGAUGAGCCCAGUAACUUGUUGGGGUCACCAGACUAAACUUUAUGUUUUGCUAAAAAUGCAUGACUUCUCAAAAGUGAUUCUGCACCAUUUAUUUUUAACGAGUUUAUUAUAGUUGACAUUUUAAUUGCAAGCAGCGUUAAACCUGACAAUGCAAAUGUAAAUUCUGCUAAAAUUACACCAUAUAUGUAUACUCAUGCACUUCAAUAAUUAUUGGAUAAAAAUCAGCAAUAUUGGCACUAUGCAUGAUUCUACUUAAACAUAUGACCUGAUAAACCUGGUGAAACUUGCCUUGGGAUGCUCUGUACAGUAAAGAAUUCUCAAGUUGGCAGGAGAAUACAUAAGCUCCCACUAUCCCUUGUUAAUAGGGCCAUAGAGACUGGGCCUCUUCUAGAUCUAUGUGGGGCCGUGGCAAAGGUUUUUUGGAUACACAGACAAAAAUACAUUUUGCCGCUCCUCUAAAAUGUGUCUUUGUCUAUGAAGGCCUGUGUGUCUCUUAACUUCCUUUUUGCCCCUCUUACUCAACCUUUUGCCCCUUUAGUUUAUAUACCCUAUUUUGUGUCUCUCUAAGGCAGCCUCCUGUGCUUCCUCAUGGUAGCGCCAACUCUGUCUCUGAGUAUUAAAACCACAGAACUGUGUAUUCCAAGGUCAACAUAUCAUGGGUAGGUAGCCUGGAGACCUCUAGCCCAGCAUUAUUAUUAACCUCUGACCCACCAGGCAGAGGUGGAGGAAGAAGUGUAAGGCUUCUAUCCUGUAUGGAUUUACCCCCACCACAAUUAGAAUGGUGAAGAAAGGAGACCAUUUGUCAAGCCACAGCCAUUGGUGGGGCCCAGUAAACCUCAGGUCAUUUUUUUAUUAAGUCCUCCAUCAAAUGUAGUUUGGCGGUUGGGUAAUAAAGCUUAACUUUCUUGAGUUAAUGUUGGUGGCCUUGUGGACUCCAUGAGUGCCCUUUUUUUUUUAAUUAAACUAUUUUGCCCUUUCAAAAUCUCCACUGUGGACCUGAAAGGGUUAUUUUUUAUGACAUUGCAUGUGCACUCAUGCUUUGCUAAGUAGCUAGUGCAACC